UGCAGGUUGGCUGCUGUCUUACAUUGAUCUAGGAUACUAGAUGCAACUGCUGUUCUGAAUGUAGCGAGCAGAUAGUAGUAUUAGAUUGUUGUGAUGCCUAGGUGUAGACAACAUAUGGAUUUCCAAUACUGAGAAUUGAUUAUUUUUCCAUUCGCUUUCUCUUGCUAGCAGACCUGACAGAUCACUUCGGGUACUUCUAUAUACAGGCUUGCCAGAAAAGAGAGAAACUAAAGGGGGCAUAGCACAUAAGAGGGCCUUAAGGAGAGUGUAGCUGUAGAAACAGGGUUAGGUAGAUAGACUGCCAUGAGAGAGGAUCCGUCAAGCUGUGGUGAAUACCCUGAGGGAGGGGUGGUGUCCAGCGAGGAGGAGCCAGACUGUGCUCCAAUCAAAUACCCUGUGGUGCUGGUAACACCAGGGGCCGGCGGGCGCAAGAGUGUCUCCAGGAAAGACAACAUUUCAUCGCCAACAGAGGACAACAAGUCAUCGACAGGAGGGCCUCCCAGUCUGAUCCCAUCAGGACCCAAGAGGCCUAAGAAGAGUCCCCAGCCCUCCCUGUCUCCUCUCCCCAUCCCAGGCCAGCCCCUGGAGGACCCUCAGCACCAACGGGUGAUCGCCAAUGUACGGGAGCGCCAAAGGACGCAGUCCCUGAACGACGCCUUUGCCUCGCUGCGUAAGAUCAUCCCCACGCUCCCCUCAGACAAGCUGAGCAAGAUCCAGAUCCUAAAGCUGGCCUCGCGUUACAUUGACUUCCUCUACCAGGUCCUGCAGAGCGACGAGAUGGAUGCCAAGCUAGCCAGCUGUAACUACCUAGCCCACGAGAGACUCAGCUAUGCAUUCUCGGUGUGGAGGAUGGAGGGGGCCUGGUCCAUGUCCGCUACCCACUAGCCCUGUCACCUACCUCUCUAACACCCCCUCACUCCUCUCCUGCCCCAGCCAAUCUCCCAUGACCUCUGACCCCUGCUCUCUGACCCUCAUCCUCACAGCAUCUAACUCUUAUCAUUCUACACCAGCACCGUACCAAGGCGACUGAGAAGCCUCCACCUGUUGGUCUGCAAUCCCUUUGUUUACUGGUUUGGAACUACACCUCUGGACCAACUAAAUCAAAGAUAUGAGCCUGCCCUCACUCUGGAGAGGUACUGUAGAGAGACUCAGCUUCCUCGAGCCCACACAGAAUCUAUGGGACAAUGAUUCAGAGCUACUAGCAGGUCUAGAAGAGGGACAACUAUAGAGUUUUAGGACCUGGAAAUUGCAACUUGUGACUUGGAAACAAUUUGGUAAACAAAUGUAAGUUGCAGUUAUUCAUGGGAAUAUUCCUAUUGUACAUGUAGUACAGAACUGUUUGUAAACCAACAUACAAUUCCUCAUUAAAAGGGAAUCAGUUGGUGUAAGAUAAUAAAAUGAGUACUUGAGCAUC
Messenger RNA from Oncorhynchus mykiss (rainbow trout), 1414 nucleotides. Its product is annotated as twist-related protein 2. Gene Ontology annotation, molecular function: DNA-binding transcription factor activity, RNA polymerase II-specific; protein dimerization activity; RNA polymerase II transcription regulatory region sequence-specific DNA binding. Gene Ontology annotation, biological process: regulation of transcription by RNA polymerase II; developmental process. The record is from RefSeq and is a predicted model, not a curated record. Lineage: Eukaryota; Metazoa; Chordata; Actinopteri; Salmoniformes; Salmonidae.